Mesocestoides corti is the source of this 1290-nucleotide messenger RNA. NCBI's taxonomy places the organism in Eukaryota, Metazoa, Platyhelminthes, Cestoda, Cyclophyllidea, Mesocestoididae. The record is from the annotation of a GenBank genome assembly.
AUGGAUCGUUUCCGUUGGUGUUCAUCUAGUGAAAGUCAGCCAGCUGAUGAUGAGACAGUGGUUAUUCGUCAAGCAGGCGUCUGUCUUUAUAAUGGUCCUGGGAAAACAACUUUCGAAAACGGUGUUCUCACGUUGACUAGUCAUCGGUUGAUAUGGCAACGGGAUCAUUCUGCCAUGGCGCUACCACUUGUUGCCAUUACAAGCACCUCUCUGCACCAUUCCGGUGGUGGGAGCGCAACACCGAAGAUCGUAGCAAAGCUCCUCUCGCCAGCCCAGUUGCUGUCUGCAUUUAAGGCGAUGCCCUACCGACCUGCCUGGUCGGCAGCCUGGGUCGUGGAUCGAGGAGAUACGCGAGUGGCGAUGUCUGCGGGCCUGGAUUUUGUUCGCUUUGGUUUCACUCAGGCAGGACAUAACCAAUUCUUUGUUGCCCUCAACGAGACAUUAGAGGCCAAAAUGUGGAUGGUUGCGCCAAAGUCUGUCGGUAGCGUCGGUGUGGCCGGUAUCGAACGCUCCAUGGUAGCUCAGACGGUCUCUGCUGACCGUAGCAUCGCUGGUGCCUUUGCCGACCUCUCAAAGCUCAUGGAACGUGCUGGCGAGAUGGUUACUCUCUCGAAGCAACUCUCUCAGCGCAUGCGGAACACCAAGGCUGGCGGCAGCAGCGUGACCGAGGACGAGACGACGGAGCUGCGGAUGGCCAUGUUGAGCAUGGGACUCCACGACGACGAGGCGGAUGGGCAGGAGAGCAGCCACGAGGCCGUACCCUCAGCCUCGUCGUUUCACAGACAGCUGGCCUCCCAAGUGUGCCGGCUGCUGCUGCCACUGCUGGAACAGCGUACUGCCGGGGUAUCUGGGGGCUGCAUCGACCUCACAACUGCCUAUUGUCGUGUUAACCGAGCCAGAGGUGUCCAACUCAUUGCUCCGGAAGAUCUCCUCGAAGCUGCCCAUCUCAUGCCCAAACUUAAAUUGCCGCUUCGCCUCAAGACGUUCCCCUCGGGCUUAAAAGCGAGUCUUUUCCCUUUCAAAUGUUUUAUUUUUUGUGUUAAAACAGUUCUUCAACUUGCUAGCGAGUCAGAAGAGGCUACAUUGGAGGCUACGUGUAAGCUUGUGCCCUCUGACGGGAGUCGUGGUUUGACCGCGGGCGAGUUGGCGCGUCGCGCGGGCAUCGCACCGGUGCUGGCGCGAGAACGCCUCCUCCUCUGCGAACAGCGUGGGAUGCUGUGUCGCGAUGACACGGAGCGCGGUGUCUCCUUCCACGCAAACCUCUUUCUCCACCCACCCCAGAAAACGUAA